Molecule: messenger RNA, 4339 nt
Organism: Cherax quadricarinatus
Lineage: Eukaryota; Metazoa; Arthropoda; Malacostraca; Decapoda; Parastacidae
Source: RefSeq, a predicted model, not a curated record
CUCUCAACCUUAGUGUGUGAUGAUGGUGCAGACUGAGCGGCCGUGUUGCCCAUGUUAGUGUAAAUUUUAGUGUAAAUAUUGGGACUAUAUGUUGAAUCCUAAGGAAUUUACCAGUGCCUAUAAACAUGGGAUUAUGGAGGUGCACUAUAUUAUACCUGCUAGUGAUCCUGUGGCAGCAAUGUGAAGGGUCUGCGCUGAGCGAGUAUGUGAGCCAGUUUGAGGUGCUGCGGUAUGACUCCCAAGUGGUGCACAGAAACCACCAACGGGUCAAGAGGUCCCUCUACACUGAUGAACAGCUGACUAUAUCUUUUGCAUCACACGGGCGGUCGUUCCACCUGCGUUUGAAGCGGGACACGCAAACCAUUAGCCCAUUUGUGAAAGUAGAAGUCCCAGCUGAUCUAGAAGGCCUAGAUUUUAGUCACAUAUAUGAAGGGACCCUUCAAAAUGACCCAGGGUCUAAGGUGUGGGGCAGCAUACGGGAUGGGGUAUUUGAGGGUGUGAUAGCCAGCGAGCGUGAUGGCACCUUCUAUGUUGAACAUGCCCAUAAGUACUUCCCACGUCAUAAUUCCACUCAUGCGGGCUUCCACUCUGUUAUAUAUCAUAACGAUCAUGUGGAUGACCCCUACACAAAAGUUCGGGAAGGGCACACCUCUGGUUGUGGGGCGACGGAUGACGUGGCUGCCUGGAUGGACAGUGUUCAAAACUCUGCAGAUUUAGAAGAGGAGAAAGAAGCUGCAGCCAGGCGAUACUUAGAAAUGCCAGCCCACCUCCGUAGUCAGUACAAAUACAAAAAAUGGUUGGAUACACAAGAUAAAUAUAGAACGGUUCAAGAAGAAAGUGGAUUUCAUGGCAUAUAUGACAGUAUUCUAGAUGAUUAUCACAACAAGUACAGUGAGGAAGUAAACUUGCGACAUAAAAGAGCCGUUGGGAUUGGCGUUGGAGAAGACAAUAAGGGAACUUGUUCUCUCUCCAUACAGACUGACCCCAUGUUGUGGCAUCAUAUAUAUAAACAGGAGGGAAAUGAUAAGGAGAAGACGCGUGAUGAGAUCACAGCAAUGAUCUCGCAACACAUAAAAGCGAUAAACCAUAUAUAUGCUAAUGUCAAGUUCAAUGGCAAGUACAAACACAGAAACAUCAGAUUUGAAGUCCAGAGAAUCAAGAUUGACGAUGAUAAGCCAUGUCGUGCUAAUUAUGUGGGCGAGACCAACAAAUUUUGUAAAGCUAAUGUAGAUGUAAGUAACUUUCUCAACUUGCAUUCCCAAAAGAAGCAUGACGACUUCUGUCUGGCAUACGUGUUCACCUUCAGAGAUUUCACUGGAGGUACUCUUGGGCUGGCUUGGGUUGCAUCACCUUCAGGCGCCUCUGGGGGCAUAUGUGAAAAGUACAAAACCUACACCGAGAACUUGGGAGGCUUCCGUCAUUCUGAAAAGCGUUCCCUAAAUACUGGCAUCAUAACAUUCCUCAACUACAACUCUAGGGUGCCACCCAAAGUUUCUCAGCUCACUUUAGCUCAUGAGAUUGGCCAUAAUUUUGGCUCACCCCAUGACUUUCCUGAGACUUGCAAACCAGGAGGGCUGCAGGGAAACUUCAUUAUGUUCUCGUCAGCCACGAGUGGAGAUCGCCUCAACAACGACAAAUUUUCCCCUUGUUCUGUUCGCAACAUUUCCUUGGUGCUCGAUGCUAUUUCAGAAAAGAGAAGAACGAAUUGUUUCACUGAGAAUAAUGGUGCCUUCUGUGGUAACAAGAUUGUUGAGGAAGGGGAGGAGUGUGAUUGUGGUUUUGACAUGGAUGAAUGCCAAGAAAAAUGCUGUUAUCCACUUAAAAUAUCAGCAGCUGAUAAGAUGCUAAACCCUUCGGCCAAAGAAUGUACACGCAAGAACAACACACGGUGCAGCCCUAGUGAAGGACCGUGUUGUGACCGUGAAAAGUGUACCUUUGUGCAGGACAUCCAGUGCCACACUGAGACAGACUGCGAAGAAUCUGCCUAUUGUGAAGGAGAUAAGGCAUCUUGCCCUCAACCAGUUCCAAAAGAGGAAUACAAGGAAUGCAAUGAAGGCACAAAGGUGUGCACCAAGGGAAAAUGUAGUGGGUCAAUCUGCCUUGCUAAAGGAAUGAAGGAAUGUUUCCUCACUUCUGACCGUGUACACGACAAGAAGAAGCUUUGCGAGAUAGCUUGCCAGAUUGGGAACGACAGCUCGAGCUGCAAGUCCACAUCAGAGUUGAAAGAUGUGUUUGGUGGUGGACCUGUGUUUAUGAGGCCAGGAGCACCAUGCAAUAACUUCCAGGGUUACUGUGAUGUCUUCCAAAAAUGCCGUGCAGUAGAUGCAGAAGGACCAUUAGCCCGCCUAAAAAACCUACUAUUCAACCAGGACACCCUGAACAGUGUUGCAGAAUGGAUUACACAAUACUGGUAUGCUGUGAUGCUUCUUGGAGUUGGAUUUGUAGUAUUCAUGGGGAUUUUCAUCAAAUGCUGUGCAGUUCACACUCCCUCCAGCAAUCCUCGCAAACCACCUGCUCGCUCUAUCACAGAAACCCUCAGAAGACCUGUCAACACACUAAGGAGAGUCAAGCGCCAUCGACAAGGUCCAAGUCCGAAUGUUCAAGCAGGAGCAGCAGCAGCGCCACAAAACCAGCACCACCAUCACCAUCAUCACAACCAGCCAGGACCCUCGCAUCCCGGUAGAGGUGGUGAAAGAGAAGCAGAACGUCCAAAACCUCCAGGAGGUAAAAGAUCAAGUCGAGCAUAUAGUGACGAUCCCCCUCCGCCAUAUCCAGGAAACCCAAGACAUUCUGUCAGUCCUCCAAACCCAGGGAACUCUGUCACCCCUGCCAAUCGUGCUGGACCCACCCGGCAUGGCUAUGGGGAGGGCCGAGGACAUUAUAAUAGACCCAAAGGAAGGAUCAACAGCUGGGUGAACUAUGUGCCCGUGUCCAGCUCUGGGGAUCAAACUCGGGCUGGUAGUUCAGCAGUCUCUGCAGUUAGCCAUUACUUCGCCGGGGUGCAUAACGAAAAUGCUUCAGCCCCACCGCUGGAGUAAACUUGUGAUAAUACUGCUGUAAGUGGGGCUCUCCAGACUGCCUGCCACUCACUGUGUACAACCUUCUUCAGUGCUGCCAGUCACGGAUGUGAUGACACAUUGUUCCCUUCGUUACCACACACAAAUCAAACAACCACAUUUAAUGCAUGGAGACGUGUGGCACCGACGAGGACGAGAUGUUUUGUGGGCACGGUGAAAGAAAAGGAAAGAUUACAUAUAAACUUAAGAGUUGAAAAGCCACAGCACUGGCAGUGAGUAAGUGGUGGUAAACAAACAGACAAGCACUGCUGUUUGUUUGUGAAAUGGAGCCCUGGUAUAACGUUUAACUCUUUGAGUUUGUGUCAGGCCUUAGUGAGAAGUAUUGCUUAACAUAUAUUUAUGAUCUGUUGACGUGUGAAGGUGUUGCUGAAGGAUUGCACAUACUGUAAUGAAGAAAUGUUAUUUAUCGUACAUAGUGGUUUAUUAUGAACUAAACUGAAGAUGAGAGCGUGAAGAUGAUUUCAUUGAAUCUUCAGAUGGAUACAGUUAUGUCCAUGCGAAAAGGCAAGACUAGUGGUGCUUUGACAUUUAAGGUCAAUAAUUAAUGUGAGAAAUGUGGCUAUGUUUUUUUCCAGUGUGGAAACUAGUGCCAACUAUGAGGAUGGACAUGGGUAGCCUUCAGGCCCCAAUAAUCCAGUUGUUGCACUUAUGUAGUAAACACAUGUAAAGCUUUUUCAUUAUUAGUAUUUGGCUCAUGUAUGUUCAUUUAAGGUAUCACCGUAAGUGGUCAUCCCAUCGGUAGUGAAGUGUAUCCCACACACGUUCAUUUUUUAUCUGGUUUAUUCAUAUUGAUAAAUUAAUAAAUCUUCUGAUACCAUAUGUACAUUUUGGGUACAACAUUGUCAUAGCAACUUCAUGGACAGUGAAGUCUGAUUUUUAUAUCAUUCCCUUAGACAUUGCAUUUAUUACAGAUGGCUUUAGAGUAAGAUUUGAAUGUAAUUGUGGGUACUUUAUAAAAUGUAUGAAUCUCAAAAUUACGGAUCUAAAGAUUUCAGAUUGAGAUGAUGGAAAUUCUUCAUACACCUUGAGUGUUCGGUAAUGGAAGAAAGAUAUGGUGUGUGUUACACAGGUGUGUUGAAGCAUUAAAGAUAUGCAUCUAUGUGAGAGGCGGUCAUAGUAAUCAUUUUAUACACACAUGGUUGUAUAUAAUUAAAAGGUUAAACUUAGCUCUCAGGUUGGAGAUGACAUGUUUUAUAUUCCAUGUCCUCUUAUUAUUCUCUUCUUUACUGGUCUGUAGCCAUAUCAGUCUCUCUCUCUCUCUC